GAACCAGGAUAUGCUGUGAACGUUUGGGAGCGACUAUUUUCGUCCAACUGGGAGUGGAGGCAGGUUUGACGAGUGUUUCCCCGGCCGGCGGGGCAGUGCCUCCAGCCCGAGCCAUGGGGCGCCUCGUCCAGCUUCUACUCCUGGCUUUCCUGAUGCCUGGGCUCGCCAUCCUUUUGCCGCCAAGACUAAAGGCCCUCAGCAACCUGCACUUGUCCACCAGCUUUACAUCACGCUCCUCUAUAGUCAUGAAGUACUCGAUUCACUACAUGGAACAGAAGAUUGAUCAUUUUGGAUUUAAUAAUGAGAAAACUUUUAAACAGCGGUACCUAAUAGCUGAUCAACACUGGAGGAAAGAGGGUGGAUCAGUACUUUUCUAUACUGGUAAUGAAGGGGACAUUAUCUGGUUUUGCAACAAUACGGGGUUCAUGUGGGAUGUGGCUGAGGAACUGAAAGCUAUGUUGGUGUUUGCUGAACAUAGAUACUAUGGACAGUCUCUACCCUUUGGUGCUGACACAUUCCAGGAUCCCAAACACUUGAAUUUUCUGACAUCGGAACAAGCUCUAGCUGAUUUUGCAGAGUUAAUCAAACACUUAAAAAGGACAAUUCCAGGAGCUGAAAAUCAACCUUUCAUAGCCGUGGGGGGCUCUUAUGGUGGCAUGCUUGCAGCCUGGUUCAGGAUGAAAUAUCCUCAUAUGGUGGCUGGAGCUCUGGCAGCCUCUGCCCCUAUCUGGCAGUUUGAAGAUUUAGUACCUUGUGGAGUAUUUAUGAAAAUUGUAACUAUGGAUUUUAAGAGAACUUGCCCAAAUUGUUCAGAGAACAUCCGAAGUUCCUGGGGUGCCAUUAAUCGACUCACAAGAAAGAGUACUGGUUUGGAUUGGCUCUCUAAAGCCCUUCACUUAUGUACACCAUUAAAAAAUGCUCAGGAUGUUCAGCAUUUGAAAGAUUGGAUCUCUGAAACUUGGGUAAAUCUGGCAAUGGUCGACUACCCUUAUGAAUCUAGCUUUUUACAGCACUUGCCUGCUUGGCCAAUCAAGGUGGUGUGCCAGUAUUUGAAAAAUUCCAAUUUAUCUGAUAAAGAGUUGCUGCAGAAUAUUUUCCAUGCUCUGAAUGUAUAUCACAAUUAUUCAGGCCAGGCAACAUGCCUGAAUAUGUCAGAGACAUCAACUAGCAGUCUGGGAUCCCUGGGUUGGAGCUAUCAGGCUUGCACAGAAAUGGUCAUGCCCUUUUGUACCAAUGGUGUUGAUGACAUGUUUGAACCUUUUUUGUGGGACUUGAAGACAUUUUCAGAUGAUUGUUUUAAACAGUGGGGUGUGAAACCAAGGCCCUCCUGGAUCACUUCUAUGUAUGGAGGCAAAGACAUCAGUUCCCACACGAACAUCAUUUUCAGCAAUGGUGAUCUAGAUCCCUGGUCAGGAGGUGGAGUAACCAGGAACAUCACAGACACCUUGGUUGCCAUCAUUAUUCCAGAGGGGGCCCAUCAUCUAGAUCUCCGAGCCAACAAUGCCUUUGACCCCAUGACUGUGCUAUUAGCCCGCUCCUUGGAAGUUAAAUACAUGAAGCAGUGGAUUAGAGAUUUCUAUGCUUCUCUAAGGAAGAAGGACUAAGCAACUUUCGAUCAUUUUCAGUUUCUUUUAUGUUCAUUCCACCCACAUUCCCAUUCACUUUGGUUUUCUACACAUAACCACUUUCCCUUUUUUAUCAUUAGAUUUGGUGAGGCAAAAGUUGAGAUAGAAGAGAGGGUGAUGGUGGUGACAGCAGCCACCCCACAUCCCAGGUUCUAGCCAUCUUUGCCCCUCUUUCAGAAGAAAAAUUUUUUGUGUGUGUGACAGCUGUCCCUCACCAUCAGUGGCCCUCAUAAUUGGAGCAGAGUUCCUGACUGCCUUUCACAAGAGUUAGAGUCAGUUCCUUUGUUUCUCUGCAAGCAGGGAUUUCUCUUGCUUUUGAGACAAGUCUCUGGCUCAUUUAUUAUUUCACUCCCCUGCCCUCCCAAAAGGAACAGCAGAAAAUAGAUAAAAAUGAUGUAAUUGCAGCUGAUAGGAAGGGUGUCCGUUGCCAAUCCUUGAUAUAAGAGCCAUUUCUUUUGUACUUGAUUUACAGGUUUUGAACUGUGCUGUAAAUAAAGAAUAAGGCUGGACCUUA
Messenger RNA from Pipistrellus kuhlii (Kuhl's pipistrelle), 2139 nucleotides. RefSeq names its product prolylcarboxypeptidase (gene PRCP). The transcript has 10 exons. Lineage: Eukaryota; Metazoa; Chordata; Mammalia; Chiroptera; Vespertilionidae. Gene Ontology annotation, molecular function: dipeptidyl-peptidase activity; serine-type exopeptidase activity. Gene Ontology annotation, biological process: regulation of blood vessel endothelial cell migration; negative regulation of systemic arterial blood pressure; angiogenesis involved in wound healing. Bases 114 to 1604 code for a protein of 496 amino acids. The record is from RefSeq and is a predicted model, not a curated record.